CUAGACAGCUUGAACUGGAGAAGGUGGUGGUGGUGAGAGGGGCUUGGGCUCUGCCCAGGCCCUGCUGAAUGGGCCAGAGGAGUAUAGCUGAGACAGGCAGAAUUUUGAGGAGGAGCGAAGGAGAAAGAGAUAGGGAACUCUGGGAGGUGUGUGUGGGAGAAACCCUGUUCCCCUACAUACCACAGACAAAUCCAGCUGUCUGCUUGUUUGUUUAGGGUCUGACUCCAAGCUUUAGUCUUUGCUGACCUAUUCCUACUACCUGCACCUCAGGCCCCUCACCAUGGGGACCAAAAAACUGAAAAAACUGAAGAAAAUCAUCUUUUAUGCUGAGCGUUCAAAGGAGAGUCUCUCAUCAGGACCCUCGAGGCAGGAAGUUAUGCAGACCCCAGUCCUUAUGGCCCUGAUGAAGAGUCCUGGGCCCGGGAGGUACCUCCUCCCAUCCUGCACAGGCUACGUAGGCCAUGAUAUCUCCAUGCACAGAGCGCCAGCCUAUACUUUCCAUACCGGGCACUCAGAGAAGCGGAUUUCUGACUCGUGCAGUCCUGGGCCUUGCCAUUACUAUGACUCCAGGCUCACCCGCUUUGGAGUGUCGAGUUGCCCCCAGGUUCCAAUGGAAGAGCGGAUAGCGAACUUACGUUUGUGGUCUACACCAGCGCCCCCUACAUACUUCUGGGAGAAAGUUCAUCCCCCUGGGGAGCGCCGGUCACCUCAGUACACUAUAGGCUACCGCUGUCCAUAUCGUGUCUCUGAUCCUAACCCAGCCCCUAACCAUUACCCCCAGCCCCGACGGCUGGGGUAUGGCACCCCUGUCAACCAUUCUGCCCCAUGUUAUAGCUUUGCUUCCACUUCAGACCCAUGGCGUUUCAACAAGGAUAUCCACAAAAGCCCUGGUCCAGCUGUGCACACCAGGCCUGAGCCAUCAGUUUACCAGAAUCGGAGCCCCAUCCACUCCAUGGGCAAGCUCUUUGGGUACCCCCGUGACAAGGCAAACUACCCAGGUCCUGGUUCCCAUGAGGUACAAACGGUCACCAUUCAUAAGCCACAGGCACCUUCCUUCUCCAUGGGCGUCAAACAUUCACCUCACCUCACUCCACUAAUUGUGGAUGUGAAGGACUGAUCCUGCCCUCUAAACCUCUUCCCCCCCCCACCCUGAAUCCCCCUCCGCCUCAUGAUUAUAGGGCAGGAGUAGAAGGGGCCUGCUUAGAUUCUUUUCUCAGAAUAAUUUUGUAGCCUUUCUUCAAGCCAGUCUGUGCCUGGUGCCAGUUUAUUGCUGGGCAUCUCUCAAGUUGUAGCCCCUGCCAAAUAACCCCCUUCAGUUAGGCUAAGAGGAAUCUUCUUUCCCCCCAGAAUGUAUGUAUUUUUUUUCCUUAAAUAAAACUGACCUUGGGACAGUGG
Molecule: messenger RNA, 1395 nt
Organism: Trichosurus vulpecula (common brushtail)
Lineage: Eukaryota; Metazoa; Chordata; Mammalia; Diprotodontia; Phalangeridae
Gene: CIMAP1C
Product: outer dense fiber of sperm tails 3 like 1
Exons: 4
Coding region: 281-1117 (278 amino acids)
Cellular component (GO): cytoskeleton
Source: RefSeq, a predicted model, not a curated record